Synchytrium microbalum is the source of this 1047-nucleotide messenger RNA. RefSeq lists its product as uncharacterized. The record is from RefSeq and is a predicted model, not a curated record. The coding region runs from base 1 to 1047 and encodes 348 amino acids. NCBI's taxonomy places the organism in Eukaryota, Fungi, Chytridiomycota, Chytridiomycetes, Synchytriales, Synchytriaceae. Gene Ontology annotation, molecular function: flavin adenine dinucleotide binding; electron transfer activity. Gene Ontology annotation, cellular component: mitochondrion. The transcript has 7 exons.
AUGUUUUUAGCUAGAAGGUCACUAGGGGUAGCAGCUCAAGUCUGCAGCAAGCCACAAUUCACGGCUCCAGUGGCGACAAGACCACGAUACUAUGCUACAGCCGGCUCUCCCAACGUCCUCCUCCUUAUAGAACACAAGGACAACAAAAUCGCACCAUCAACAUUAAACGCCCUAACUGCUGCAUCAAAAUUGGCAUCAUCCGUCACAGCUCUGGUAGCUGGUCCAACUCCAGAUGCUGUAGCUGCCACCGUAUCAAAUCUAGCCGGCAUUUCCAAAGUCAUUGUAGCCAAAGAUGCUGCAUAUGAUCACGGAUUGCCCGAAUUCUUUGCUCCAUUGAUUGUGGCUGCUUCACAAGCUGGUGGAUUUACUCAUAUAGUGGCUGCUCAUACCGCUUUUGGAAAGAAUGUGCUGCCACGUGCUGCUGCCCUAUUGGAUGUAUCUCAAGUAUCGGAUGUGGUGUCUGUCGAGGGACCUGAUACAUUUGUGAGGCCUAUAUACGCAGGAAACGCUAUGGCCAAAGUACGAUCAAAGGACACCAUCAAGAUACUCACAGUUCGAAGCACAGCGUUCCCUCCUGCUGUAGCUGCUGGUGCUAACGCGUCUACUGAAUCGGCCCCAUCUGCUGAAAAGUCAUCAACCACCACAUGGAUCAAAGAGGAAUUAUCAAAAUCAGACCGGCCAGAAUUGGGUGCUGCCAAGAUUGUAAUUGGUGGUGGACGAGGAAUGAAGAAUGGAGACAAUUUCAAGAUCUUGUAUGCUUUGGCAGACAAGCUUGGAAAUGCAGCUGUGGGAGCAUCCAGAGCGGCUGUUGAUGCUGGAUAUGUCAGUAACGACCUACAAAUCGGUCAAACUGGCAAGAUCGUUGCUCCUGAUCUUUAUAUUGCCGUCGGAAUCUCUGGUGCUAUUCAGCAUCUCGCCGGCAUGAAGGAUUCCAAGACGAUAGUAGCCAUCAACAAGGAUCCUGAAGCUCCCAUUUUCCAGGUAUCGGACUAUGGUCUUGUUGAGGACUUGUUCAAGGCUGUCCCUGAACUAACCAGCAAGGUGUAA